Messenger RNA from Magallana angulata, 4532 nucleotides. RefSeq names its product trichohyalin-like. The record is from RefSeq and is a predicted model, not a curated record. Bases 98 to 1972 code for a protein of 624 amino acids. The transcript is spliced from 14 exons. NCBI's taxonomy places the organism in Eukaryota, Metazoa, Mollusca, Bivalvia, Ostreida, Ostreidae.
UCCGGUUUGAUUCUAUGAUUUCCGGUUUGUGAAAGAAGUAACAGAAAUAGCUUCAGGAAAACUUCACUUAUGUCAAGUGGAGAAAUUAUGACAGAAAAUGCAGAAUGAUGUGAAUUUUCGAAUAAGGUCAGCACAUAUGUCUGACCCAGACUGUCAGGACCAAGGGACUAUGCCACAGAGAGGGAAAGUGGCAAAAGUUCGCCAAGAGUUUAUGAUCCAUGAAGACGGAGCCAUUGCUUACCAAGAACAAAAUGAAGAAUUUGAGAGACACUAUGGUUUAAACAGAUUCAACAGGAGAACAGUUCGAGAUGAUAUUCCAGUGGCCCGAGUGGUACAGAGUGACGAAGAGAGGCAACAACAGGAGGAGAGAUAUCAGGAGUUACAGGCCCUGAAUGUUCAAGCUGAGGAAGAUGCAGAAAUAGCUAGGAGACUAGAACAAGACCUUAUGGGUGAAGAUGUUGCUGUGAAAAGACAGAGAGAACUUCAUGAUGAGGAACUUGCAAGAAAGGCAUUUGAAAAGGAACAAGAGCGGUAUGCAAAGUACAUGGAAAAGAAAAGGAUAAAGGAACUGAAGAAAGAGCGGGAGAUUUUAGAAAAGCAACUACAGCAUCAUUCUGAGGAGGCAGGGCUAGUGGCUCGGGCCUUACCACCAGAUGCUCGCUUGGGUCAGGAAAUGCCACAUACCCCAGAUGUUGAGAGUGCGAACCACGCUAUGAGGGAAGUUAGACUAAACAAUGGAGCUGUAGACAGACAGGCCCAAAAUAUCCACCAUUCCAGAGUAACCCACACAGGAAGAAUCGAGGAUGACGGGGAUUUCUCUGACUUUUACCCACAGCUUCCUGAUCACAUGGAUGAACAACAGAAGAGAUUUAUCCAAGAGACGGCUGAUGAGGAAUUGGCUCGUUUGUUGCAAGAACAAGAACAUAAGAGAAACAAAGCUGAAGUCGACCGCAACAAACUUAGAGAAAUAGAAGAACAAGAUGAGAGGCUUGCCAAAAUCAUCCAGGAACAGGAAAAAAUCAAACUAAAAAAGGCUAAAGAGAAGAAGAAGAAAGAGCAGGAAGAAAAGAGCAGACAACAGCAAGUGACAAACCCUGCAACUCGACCACUACCUGAUUUACCCGGUCAGAGGUCAGAUAUUCCUAUUCAAAGGUCACACGACCACCAUAGGCUGCGUAGGGACAGUUUUCUGCAAUCUCUGAACAAUGGACCAGCGGAUAACUCUGGACAGCAGAGAAGUCCUGAUAACUACAAUACCAGUGCACAUUCCUCCCAGGGGGCCCACAGCUCCUCCCACAGAUCCAAUAGUACCCAGGGUGUUCCCAGGAUGGACCAGCGGCUGCCUCCUCGUGGAGAUCACAGUGUUCGGAACGUAGAAAGGUGGCUUGAAAACUCGGUGAUGGAAUCUCAAGGUCCUCCACCCCGGAGGAGGGUGCAGUCUGACAGAUCUGACCACAGUGACCAUGUUCCUUCUCCCUCCCCACCUGGUAGUUACCAUAGUGACGAGGAAAUACCUUACAGACCACCCCCACAGCAACAGCGAGUCUCCUCCCGACCACCAGAAGAGAACCAUUAUGCUGUCAGUAAUCCAAUGCCAUUCAACAUUGCGGCCGCCAUUGACCCAACUUACCACCGUCGAGCUCAUGAAUUCCAGCAAGAUGAAACUGAGGCCAAGGUUCCUGUUACUAUGGCUACUUCCUUGCCAGUCAGAGAAACGGAACUAGAAUGGGACCCCUCUCUACGUGGAAGCCUUAGGCGACCCAAGGGAACUUGGAAUCAGAUGGCCUUUCAGCGAGGAUAUUUUGGGGAUACCGGGGUGUCAGAUGAUGGCAGUUACUCACAAGAAGGACCUGUUAUAUCGCCAUGGCAACCAGUGCAAGGUCAGAAGCGAUCGUCUCAGGACAAACAGAAGAGAGCGUCUACGGGUAGCAGCAAGCACGAUAAACAGAAAGGAAAUUGCAAGCAACAAUAAUAGUUCAAGAAUGGGAAUUCAUGUAUACAUCUGGACCAGUGUUAAUUAAUGUAUUGGCAAUAAUCGUCUAUUUGCUUUCAAAAUUAAGGGCUUAUCUGUUUAGAUUACAAAAUGUUUAUGACAUACAGGAUAGAUGACAUCUUUUGAUGAUUUUACUUAAUGUGUGUUAAUUAUUUUCUUCUCUCUACAAUUCUUGCUUUUUAAAGAUAUUAUAAUAACCCUGAGGAACAUAAACUGUCUGUUCACUUUUGACUUAUUAAGUCAGUGCCGCAAAUUUGGAUGUCUGUUUAUGACAUGUAAAUUAGGACACUUUUUGUAUAUAUCAUUUUCUACCCGCUAUCAAUCAUUAUCAUUUUUGUUAUAGAUUGCUUUAAAAGGUUUUCAAAAAGAUUAGGGUUCCCAUUACAUUACAUUUAACUUUAAUAUUUACAAUUUUUUUUAUCUACGAAUAAUGCCACAGUACACACAUAUAUUUUUGGUUUUUUUUUAGAAAUAAGUAAAAAGCAUCAAUUUUUAUGCAGAAUUAUACAAUCUUAAUUCACCAGAUAUUAAUUACCAGGUAUAAACUUUGUGUAGUCUAAAGCUAUUUUUUUUAAAAUCUUUAAUAAUUUAUUUCGAUUAAUGAAUAAAUUUAUUGAUUUAUCUGAAUAAGUUUUCAUGAGGAUUUAACUUUGUGUUGUGAUCUAUUGCUUACUGAUCAUAGUUUCACAUUGAUCACCAUAUAAAAAUGAUGGAUCAAAAAUGGAGACAAAAGCAUGAAUUAUAAAUGUUGUUAUCGAUCACAAUUUCGAUAUCCUUUAUUUGAUAUUAGCAGAUCAUGCCUAGAAAAUUAAUGAAAAAUGUGACUUGGCUUUCUGUUCUUAAUUAAACACAGUCUUCCACGUUUUCUGAUAUUGGUACCUUAGUGGAGUGAAAUUUAUGAGUACAUGUAUUUUGUUCUCUUGAAGGUGGUUGACUAUUUUGUAGAUUAUAAAUUCACAGUAUUGCUUCAUUAAUGGCAUUAAGCAGAGCUUUGUGUAUGCAGGUAUUGGGUCUGCUAAAUUGAAAAUUGUGCAAUAUAUAUUGUCUGAUAUUUUGCUGGAUUCUUUUUUUCCAUCUGCAUGUACAUUAUUUGCAACAUCGUUUGAUGGAAAAAGGCCAGGAUCACAUAUUCUUGGGCUUCCCUGCAAAGCUUUUUUAGUUUUUCUUACUCUGUUACUGUUUAAAGUUAAGGUUCCUUAUUUUGCUGGUCACACUCAUAGAAUUUUGCUACAGUGAAUAAGAGAAAUCUCAAUUAUAAGUGAAAUGUAAACAAUUUCACUUCACGGGGCAAAUUUUGACAGAAAUCCUGGUGUUGGGGAAGUGAUGGUAGUGUCCAGGGCUGCUUAUAGAAUAGAUUGAAGGUUGUGGUUUAUUCUGGGGUUGUUAAUACAAUGUACCAUUGGGAAGAAGUGACUUUUCAUCAAGUAUGAAUAUACAUGUACAUUGAGCAAUUGGAUUUUGAAUAUGAUUAUUUUUUUUUAAAAAUUCAUUUUUUUUUCUUAAAUUCCUUUGGUUAUUAUUACUUGUUAUCCAGACUGUUCAUCCUUUACCUUUCACUAUAGCAUAGAAGUGACAAGAAAAAUAUAACAGUAUACAAAAGUGAUGCUUAUUUAUAAUAUUGAUACAUGUAAUUGUGUAUGUGAUGUUUUGAUCUUUAUUGCUGUGAUAGAAAUGUCUUUUUGUAGUAGUUUAUAUAUCUUAAUUUCCCGUGUCUCUGUCUGGGGAAUUUAAUAGUCAUGUAAAUCUUGUUUUGGUUGAGCAUUGAACUAUCUUAGAGUCUGUUUUCUUUGCAUGCUUAUUUUCUUAAAUAUUGUGUGUUGUAAACUGUCUUCUAGGGCUAGAACAGUAUCCCAGGGAUUGCUAGUCACUAGGUUGUCCUACAACCCAGUACAUGUAAGUCAUUAUACAAAGUUGGAAAUAGAAAACCUCUUAUUUGAUGAUUUAUCCAAAACCAAAAUACUACAUGUAUAUACUUGUAUAUGUACAGUAGAUAAUUUUUUGCAUCAGUGCUAUGGGAAAGGUGUAAUUACAUGGUUUUAUUUAGGGGGAAAGGGUUGGAAAAAAUGUGACGUCAUCGCUCUUAAAAGUGAAUAAAUGAAAUAAUGAAUUUUUUUUUUCAGUUCAAGAUACUCACGACCAUUCCUUCAUUUUUUGUAUUAAUUAUAUUGUUAUUUGUUUUCAUUUAAACUUACCAUUUCAAGAUAUCAAGUUGGGGUAAAUAAGUAGAGUAUACCAAGAGACAUACUAAGUAUUUGUUUGAUUCAUCAUUUUGUCUUUAGUAUGUGCAAGUUAAAUGUUGGUGAGAAAACAGAGUUAUGUGGACAAUAUUAUACAUUUGAGUAAUCCAAAAAGACAGUAAGCCAAAUGUAUCCAAUAUUAAAAGAGUUAGUUUUUUUGCAGUAUAUAUGUUUUUGUUUUGUAUGAUCUUUUAUUAGUGUACACAUUUUACGUACUUUACAUUAUGUACCUGUAGUUAUAAUAUUCAUGCAUACGAUUUUUUCCAGAAAUUUAAUAUAAAUAUAUUCAUUUAAAUUCUUAA